CUACAGUCGCGAGACUCGCGAGGCGACGCGGCCGAAAUGACGCCGCGCGACAGCCGAAUACGAUAAAUUUUUUUCGUUUCCCACACUUCAUUAGAGAGGACUCGCAAGACGAUUGCGAGAAGCCCUUAUAACUAUAAUCGUUGCAUUAUUUCUCGGGACAUCAAACGCGUACAUUUGUUACGGUAGCUAAUGAUCGAAUAAUUUUCGUGACGGGAUGUAAGGACGCGGAGAAAAUGUGCAAGACGUUAACGAAGCAGCUCUCAACUUCUGCGUGUGCGUGAAAUGGUGGAACGUAAAAUGGUACAUGUCGGUUUAAUGGGACAUCGCAGUGGCUUUAGUUGGUACAUAACAUGGCGAACGUAACGAAUGCUUACCCUAGAUACGAGCGAAUAGAGAACUUGAAGAAUCAGAUCAUGACGACAAACCUGUGGGUUGAACAGUCAUGGUACGACUACAAACUGCGAUGGGAGCCGAAGGAGUACGGCGGAGUUAGCAUGUUGCACGUGCCGUCCGAUCACAUAUGGCGGCCCGACAUAGUGCUCUACAACAACGCGGACGGCAACUUCGAGGUGACCUUGGCCACGAAGGCCACGAUCUACCAUCAAGGAUUGGUCGAGUGGAAGCCGCCGGCCAUAUAUAAGUCAUCCUGCGAGAUCGACGUGGAGUACUUCCCAUUCGACGAGCAGACCUGCGUCCUCAAGUUCGGUUCGUGGACCUAUGACGGCUUCAAGGUCGAUCUAAGACACAUGGACGAAAAAUCAGGGAGCAACGUGGUGGACGUGGGAGUUGACCUGUCCGAAUUCUACAUGUCGGUAGAAUGGGAUAUUUUAGAAGUGCCUGCAGUUCGGAACGAGAAGUUUUACACUUGCUGCGACGAGCCCUACUUGGACAUCACGUUCAACAUCACGAUGAGGAGGAAAACCCUCUUCUACACAGUGAACAUUAUCAUCCCCUGUAUGGGGAUAUCGUUUCUCACGGUUCUCACGUUUUACCUGCCCAGCGACAGCGGUGAAAAGGUAACGCUCUCCAUCUCGAUUCUCAUCAGUCUGCACGUGUUCUUUCUGCUGGUCGUCGAGAUCAUCCCGCCAACAUCGCUGGUUGUGCCGCUGCUUGGAAAGUACCUGAUAUUCGCCAUGAUACUCGUCUCGAUAAGUAUAUGUGUUACCGUGGUCGUCCUCAACGUUCACUUCCGUUCACCACAAACGCACAAAAUGGCACCCUGGGUGAAAAGAGUUUUCAUACACAUUCUUCCGCGACUGCUAGUCAUGAGGAGGCCUCAAUAUAAAUUUGAAAGCAGGUUCACUUCCAGCAGAGUGUUAAUGAGGACCGUCAGAGGAAAAGAGAAGACUUGCUAUUAUCCUUAUCAUCCGUCGACUCAGGAAGACAGCGAAGAACAUCUCACACCCAAGAGAUUCCACAGCCGUCCUCCGUCAAAGGAAGACCUCUCGCCUUCCAGCCUUACAGACGGUGCGAGGUUCGGUGGCAGCUGCUUGAUUCAUGGCCCCCCUUUACCACCGUUACACUCCGAGUGCGAGGAUCUCUCGGUCUCCGGGGACGCAGGCAUAGAGGAAGUCAAGAGCCCCGUGCUGCGGAGCCCGCCCGCUUUUUCGCACUCCCGUUGUCCGCCGGAGGUGCACAGGUCCUGCAUCUGCGUGCGCUUCAUUGCGGAGCACACCAAAAUGCUCGAGGACUCGACUAAGGUAAAGGAGGACUGGAAGUACGUGGCGAUGGUGCUGGAUCGCCUGUUCCUCUGGAUCUUCACUCUGGCGGUUCUGGUGGGCACGGCGGGCAUCAUUCUGCAAGCGCCCACUCUCUACGACGAUCGGGUGCCCAUUGACAAGAAGUUCAGCGAAUUCGCGACCACGACGGUGGUGAGGUGUCCGCCCCAGUAGUCCAUGCCCGAGCCCUGCACCGUAGAGAAAGACUAAGGACCAAGACGCCCCGGGACCUGGUCUUAGGAGUUGUCCGCAACCUCCAUCUCCUUAUCCUCAAUGAACGAAAUUACGGCAAAAGGGCUCCGAUUUUGCAAAGAGUGUAACCGAAAGGUAUAACGAAUGGCGAUUUCAAAGACGACGAGCUGGACGCUAAGCUCCUUCUUUGAGAAAAGGGACGAAAAUCGGACGAGCGAAAUGAAGACGUCGUCUGUCUGGAGAAAUAGUGUGCCGGUUGAUAGAAGGGUGGGGGAGUCGCCUCGAGAAAGGAGACGAUGUACGUCGUUACGAAAUCUCGAAGCGAGAAAGAACUCGGGGCGACGUCGUCGCCUGGACAAAUUGCGCGCGCACGGUGCCUCUCCCAAAUAGGGGACGGCGGCGUCGCUCGCACGAUGGGCGCGAGAUUCGCAAGGAGAUUUUACCGUAUACACCUACAUAGUCUGCUCAAGUAAAUCGUAAUACGAAGCUGCCACUAUUUAAUCGAAUAACACACAUCAGGCUGACGGACGAUUACGGUGUAAACACUUGUAUAUUAGUCUAAUUUUAACGUCCCCGGGAAUAAUUAAGGGACUGAAAACCGCGACGAUCGAGCUUCCGAUCUCUCCGCCUGUCGUUCGUCUAAAAUGCGCGCGCGCGGACGGGCAUUGAGUUAUCGUGCGAAUAGGACUCGGAAUAAUAGAGAGGCCCGACGUGAGUUAGGAACUAACGCGAAGUUAAUUAAUAUCAUAUUUCAGUCUACGUUGUAGAUUUAUGAUCUAGAACGUGACAGCCAAUACAAAAGGUAGCUUUGAUCGUUCGAUGACGUCGCGAUGCGGUUGUAUUUCUGCAGGCGUCUUGCGCACACACGUUUUACGAUGAAGAAUCAACGCCGCGCAAAGGCUUUUUCUUUAUGAAUGUUUUUUACAUUAAAACGCGAUAUAUCGAUGAUUCCACAUAUAGCUUGUCGCCGCGUGUGCAGUUUACCGAAGCUUGGAGCUUGCGAGCUUACAAUAAGAAGCGAACGAGAGGCUGCAGUACGAUGACCACCGCAGUGCGAUGACAGCAAUCCGUACGCGAACAAUACUACGUUCGAGUGACGUAAGUUUCACCGGAGCGUUUUGCUCUUUGCAACGCGGGCCGGGAAUCGCUCGCAUUACGCGAAAUUAAUUAGGUAAUGGACGCGUAGCUAGCUCGUCGUAUACAGACCUUAGGGCGUAACCUUACUCGAAGUGUAUAACCAACUGAUAAUUUUAGAAACGUAACCGUUUAUACGAGCAUAUAUAUAUAUAAAUAUAUAAAUAUAUAUUUAAAAGCGACGGACGAGCCGACGGCGCGUCGGUAGCGCGAAGUACUGUUCAACUGUGUAAGUACUGACCUAAACACUUAAUUAACAAUCAAACCAAUCUUCCUUUUUAAUAAUCUUUCUACUAUCAAUUACUAUAUACUUCCACCAAAUUAAUUUCUUUCUGCGACUUUGUCAGAAGUCACUCAAUCAUCUGUCACUCUCUUAUCUCUCGUUCAACGUCUUCUCGUGAUCUCUUUCCUUUUUCCGAUGAAGGAUGUAAAUAUCUUUAUUCAUACGUGAAAUUAUUCUCAUUUCCCGUUUCUCUUCGCUGUCCUUUUCGUGAAGAAGGGAACGCACGUAUAUCUCGCGUCGCCGGCGCAUCUCGCGUUACCUCGUCCCCAAUAAGAGUAUAUUGUAUUUUGUAAACGAGAAGCGUGAAACAGCGUGGGAGUAAAUGAUAAAGAAUAACCGAUAGUACGGUAAGAACAAGUAAAGCAUACGAAUUCUAAAGCUGAUAGUUGUAGGGAAUUGAACAACCACAUUGACGCCGUUGUUCAAUACCGUAGUUCGUGGUCGUUGUCACUGUGAGUCGUCAUUCAUUGUUUCCGUCCCUCCCCCCUCUUUUUUUCAUUUCCUUUUUUCAUAGGCACAGUUAACGCGUCAUGUACGAUACUUGUGUCAUUGUGUGAUGUAAACGAUCGCCCGUCGCGAAUCGCCCGCGUGCGGAAACCGCGUUACUCGCGAGAGGUGUGAAUUAUCAACGUCGGAGAAACUUUGGAUCCUCUUCCUCCGUCGAUUUUUCGAGAAAUUCGCGAGAUGGACUUUUUCUGUAAUAAAUCAAUAUACGAAUAUAAUUCAUUACAAAAUUGAUAAGGCCACUGAGUAACGUGCUAUUAAUUUAUACACCAUGUUGAAGCUUCCAUUAACUUAAGCGCGAAAGAACUUAACCGACUAACUAUAUUCCUUAGAUUGAAGUAAAUAUCCAGUUUUAUUCUACAUAUACCGAUAUGCUUCUUACAUGUAUGGAAAAAGCAGAAAAAAAAUUGAUUUGUCCCUUUCGAUGAGGCAAGAGGAUUCACGAUCGACUUUGCCGAUAGCCUUUCAAGUCGACGAUCGAUACUCGCGUCGACGUACCCGAUUCUCCGACGUUCUUAGGAAACUCUUAGCCGUAACUAACGAGUAAUAAUAAUUUUCGCGCAUUUCUAGACAUAAUAUUGUAGCACGUUGGACUGUAAAUAUAUAUAUAUAUAU
Messenger RNA from Wasmannia auropunctata (little fire ant), 4446 nucleotides. RefSeq names its product acetylcholine receptor subunit alpha-like (gene nAChRalpha4). Lineage: Eukaryota; Metazoa; Arthropoda; Insecta; Hymenoptera; Formicidae. The record is from RefSeq and is a predicted model, not a curated record. Gene Ontology annotation, biological process: chemical synaptic transmission; monoatomic ion transmembrane transport; nervous system process. The coding region runs from base 351 to 1892 and encodes 513 amino acids. Gene Ontology annotation, molecular function: acetylcholine-gated monoatomic cation-selective channel activity; transmembrane signaling receptor activity. Gene Ontology annotation, cellular component: neuron projection; postsynaptic membrane; synapse. The transcript has 12 exons.